This is a messenger RNA of Caenorhabditis angaria, 1296 nucleotides long. NCBI's taxonomy places the organism in Eukaryota, Metazoa, Nematoda, Chromadorea, Rhabditida, Rhabditidae. The record is from the annotation of a GenBank genome assembly.
AUGGUUACCGUUAAGCCGGCUGGAUUUUAUUUCACACUUUUCGGAAUUUUUGGUGCAAUUUUAACUGGAUUUUUAAACUGGCGACUAAUUUAUUAUAUUUUAAGAAAUGAAAAAUAUCGCGAGAAAAAGGAAUAUCAACUUUUCACUUUUCGAUUUGCCAUUGAUUGUGCUUUGGCAAUUAUUAGUGAGUUCCUAAAAGUUUCAAAAAAAAAACUUGUGAGGUCCGAUUUGGAAAAUUUUUCGCACAGAAUUCAAAAAAUUAGAAAUGAAGAGCAAAUUUCACGUUCGCGUGAAUAUUUUUUUUCUGUUUUUUUAUUAGAUCCAGUACGAAUAUUGUUCUACGUGACUUUGCUAAUUAAAAACUGACAGCUGGAAUCUGAAUCAAAGUUCCAAUUUUUUUAAAUUCCAAAUGUUCAAACAUCUUAAUUUCAGUAUCAAUUUAUUUCACGGGAAUGUGUAUUUUUUUCCAAAAUUCAACAUCAAUACAAUAUCAUCCAUUAUUUUUUGUUGCUCUUUUGGCUUCAAAUAUCAAUGCAACACGUGGAUUAUUAGCGUUUUGCAUUGCGAUUGAAAGAGUUAUUGUUUGUUGAUUUUCAUCGAGAAUUUCUGAAAGAAAAUGAUUUUGCAGGCAGUGUACUUUCCAAUCGCAUUUCACAACCAUCGAAAAACAUUUUCAAGUUAUUACGUGAUUAUUCUUACAAUUUUAUUCGGUCUAUUUGAAGAUGUAGUUUUAUAUAAGUUUUGUGAUUACACAUACGUUGAAAAAGAGGAAUGUUCUGCUUUUGGUUGUGCAGUUGGAUCUUGUUUUUUGAAAUAUUGGGGAGUUAACAAAACAAUUAUUGCGGGUUCCACUUUUCUUUUAUCAAUUUUAUUGUUAUGCAAAUUAUUAGUGUUCAAGAUUUCAAGUGAACACAAAACAGCGGAUCUAACAAGGGUUAGUCCAUUAUUUUUUAAUUUCAAUCUGAUAAAAUAUUCUAGGCAAAUCAACUGUGUUUAGUGGAUACUGUUACUGUUUUGGUGUUCGAUUUAUCUCCAUAUUUUUUCACUUUGUUGUACGGAGAUGAAGUUAUCCACCUUGAUGUAAACUGAUAAAUUUUGAGAUAUAUACUAACAAAUUUGUGAUUUUUCUAGGGAUAUGGUCCUUAUAACGCAGUUAUCAAAGUGAUUGCAUGUUUUGUGGAUGCAGUUAUUGCAUCGAUAGUUAUUGGGAAGUUAGCAAAACCAAGAGUUCAACAAAAUGAACGAACAACUUCGUUUCGCCCAAAAAUUAAGAAUGAUGCAAAUAAAAACACAUGA